UUAAACCUCUGCUGGACUCGAACCCUUGAUUUACAGUUCAGCAGUCGAUAUGCUAAGCUACUCAGCUAGACGAUGAUUUUUGAAAUGAAAAGACAAAUAUUGCUGAUAUUUAUAUUUCAUUCCAUGUUUUAAAAGGAAGUCAGUCAUUAUGAUACUGUAGAGUACCUCCUUAAAAAGUUUAAUUCAUAUAUUUUGUCUGAAUAAUGUUUGUAACUUACAUGCUAGCUGAGAGGAGAUCCUAUGUCAUGAGCACGGAAUGGAGUGUCAACAGUUGGUCCUGCUGCUGUGGAUACCAGAUAGGAAAUCGGGGCUUGUUUAAACUUUUUCAGGAUUUCCAUAUCCAUUUCACCGAUUUCAGUUUUCCUGAAAAUUGUUGAAAAUAAUUUUGAAUGACCAUUUAAAAGAACUUUAUGUUGUAACAAGUGUUCAGUGCCAAACACUUGGGCGUGACUUGGCAGCUCUGUGGUUUGGAGUCUUUUGGCUGAGACCUAAUAACUACACCUGUAAAAACUUGUUAGAGGCCAGGGGCCCGUUUUACAAAACAACUUGCGGUAAGUCUUAAAUUGUAUUUUACAGUUAUUACUUUAAAAAUGAAUGAAUUAAAACUUUUCGAAGGCUAAAUUUUCAAUAUUUUCUUUAAAAAAUAUUUUGCAUUCGGAGUGAAUGACUUACAAUAAAGUUGAAAAGUUUGUCGUUAGUCUGAAGUUUUUUUGUAAAACACACCCCUGGUGUCCUUGUAGGUGCUUUACAACUAAGUGAGUCUUUUCUGCUGAAAAGCCUUAAUUUGGUCAAAACAUUGGGCACGUGUAUAUAUAUAAUUUAAAGAAUGUCUCCAUGUGAGUGCAAUAUAGAAUGACAAUCAGUCAUGCAAAACAAUUACCAAAAAAAAUGAAGAGAAAAAAUUGAUUGAAAGAUGUACACUAUUUUUUUUACCGUGUGUCAACAAAAGAAUUGUGGUAAUUGGCUUUCUUUUUCUGUUUAGGUUUGAUGGGUUGGAAAUGAUCAUCUGGGACACUGGUUCUGGUUGAAUCUUGUCACCUCUUGGCUUAUCCGACUGUUGGGGAGGGAAGUUGAUGACAGCAUUGAGGGAAUUUCAACAAAACCAGAAAUCUUCCACUGCUCCAGAAUCAUGAUAACAGCUAAGACAUGUGCACAUUGACCUGCUUCCCUGUAAUAUGUACACAACAUGAAGAAAUAGAAACCAAUCCCCACACCAAAUUUGCAUAAUAUACAUUUAUCAAAUUAACAAUAGCAUUAUAACACUACAUGUACCACAAUACAAAAUUAUUUUACACAUAUAUGUUUAGUAUAAUUAUCUAAACAGGCUUUUGGGAAAGGUGUGUACCUGUAUUUGGUAAAGAUACUGAAUCAUAGUUACACUGACCUGGAAUGUGCACCCUUUAGUUAGCAAGUAACUGGAAACACAAACAUUGGUAAAAUGCACCGAGUUACUAAAAGGAACAAAAAUACAACAAAUGAAAUUUGAAAAAAAAAGAAUAAGAACAACACUGAGCAACGUUUAUGAAAUAUGAUAAAACUUUUCCGAGUGAGGUUGUUUACAAACGCUCUCUAUUUAUACCUGAGGCUGAUGCACGCAUGUACGUAGAUCUAUACGCUUCAAGAACAAUAAAUUAAAUAAACAAAAACGUAAAAUUGAAAUUGUAAACAAGUAAAAACUAUUUCAAUAACUCCAAAAUAACCGUAUACACACCCAGCUUUGCAACUGCAAUGUGCAUCGUCUAACUUCUUCCCUUCAAAAUUGACAUCAAUGUUGAUCUUGUGUGGGUCCUCUGUUUUCCUCUGACUCCGAUAUACUUCGGCUUUUAUUAGCAUAUUUUCGCGUUCUUGUGCAUACAAUUUGACUGAUUUAACAUAAGAAUCUUUCAUAAACGCGACAGCCAUUGUUUUUGCCGAAGAGACGGUGUAUGUAACAUGUAUGAUGCAGAAAAAUCGUCUGGUAUGUCCUUUAACGACAUGAUCCGCGCCAUGUUGUUUAUGUGUCUAAUGUCGGGCUAGUUACCGUCGUCAUGGUGGGCGGGGCGUACACGAAAAUCGGCGAUCCGCCAAUCCUUUUUACGCCAGUCAGAAGAACAAGGAAGUUACAGUUUAUCUCGCUAUUAAUCAUGACCACUAUCUUGAUGUACAGGUACAUGUAACAUCGAGACAAAUAGAAAUGAAGUUGAUCAUCUUUGCUUUAAUUUUCUGUUUUCUGCCUCACAGUUUUUGUAUUAAUCAAUUUUAUCCCCAUGGACACUCUAAUGGAGAUACGACUGUUGACAAAAAUGAUGACGGUAGCUCUACAGAAAUUCCUAUUUCAACGUUGUUUCCAUUCUUUGACCAUCAACAUGACCACUUGAUUGUUAACACAAAUGGCGUCAUUUCCUUCCUGGGGACACUUUCAACUUACACACCGAAUUCUUUUCCGCUAGCACACGACAGACGUCUGGUUGCCAUUUUCUGGGCAGAUGUCGAUACAAGAAAGGGGGGAACUGUGUGGUAUCGCGAAUCAACCAAUCAAACAAUACUACACAGAGCGACAGAGGAAGUUCGGACAUAUUUUCCACAGUUUAAUCGUUUUCAAGCUACCUGGGUCUUUAUAGCAACCUGGGAUAAUGUCGCAUUCUUUGGAUGUUCAAGCUGUACCAAAAGAAAUACAUUUCAAGAGAUCCUUAUUACUAAUGGUCAACAUUCAUUUACCGUUUUCAAUUAUGGACAAAUUAAAUGGACGACUGGAACUGCAAGUGGAGGAAACGCAGAAACUGGUCUUGGAGGAACACCUGCUCAGGUUGGAUUUAAUGCAGGAGAUGGCAGGGUAUUUUAUGUUGUUAAUGCGUCGAGAACACAUGACAUCAUCGGUGUAAAUCACAUGUCUAACAUAGGAAUCCCAGGGAAAUUCGCAUUCCGUAUUGAUGCUGCAGAAAUCGACAAUGGUGGAUGUAAUACCUGGGGCACACUGACGAUUUCCCCUCGGUAUGGCCCAAUGCUUGGAGGACAAUACCUCGUGAUCGGAGGUCCAUGCAUGAAUCCUGAUGUUAUUAUCCAAAUCCAGUACUCAUCGAUUGUUACGUCAUUUCCGUGUCGGCGAGAUUCAGACUUCAGCGCUGUAUGCAUCACGCCGAUGUUUAACUUGACCGGUGAUAUCACAAUCACCCUUACCAUCAAAGAAGUCAACGGAAACACACGGGAUCAUACCGGGCAUUAUACGAUUGUGAAUCCUGCUAUAACCAAUAACCCAGUAAGGCGACACGAACCCGAGAAAUGGAUUAAUGGACAGCAAUAUGGCAUCUCAUGGGACCCACAGGCGUUCGAACUAAGAGGCUCUGAACGAAUUCACAUACAUUUAUAUACAUUGAAGGAACAUACAAAUAAACAACUAAUAUGGGAAAAAUCUGUGCUGCAUGACAACAUCGAAAAAAGCCUUCGGACAUUUACCAUCACUCUUCAUUCAGAUGGAUAUAUGGCAGUCCUCCGCGUCACUUCCGCUCUACAGACAGAUCUUGAUAUGCCAACCAGAGGUAUUUGGUCAGACAUCUUUGCAAUAGUGCCUUCGCAAGAACAAUCAAAGCAGUUUUGUUCUUCUUGGUUAAGAAAUGAAGCUCGUUUGCCACGACUGUCUUCUGGCGACAUAUCCCCAUGUCCCUGUACACUGCAGCAGGCUUUGGUGGACACAGCACGAUACCAGCCCGAUCCCGACUGUAAUAGGAUAACAAAUACUAGAAUACAAGACUUGAAUUGUUUGUACAGAGCUGAUGCCCAACAUUGCGUUCGACUUAGUGCACCAGGACGACUUGGCAUUGACAAUGUGUGUUGCUAUGAUAAAGACGGCAAUUUAAUUGACUCCCGGGUGAAGAAAGGCGGAACUCUCCAGCGCUACCACUAUUUGGGAGGGGUGGGUAAUGUACCGUACGUGACCAAUUUCUACUACGAUGUGCUUCCGUCCUUACACUGCUGUAGGUACUUCGACACCAGAUUAAACGGAUUUAGCGGGAUGUCCGUCUUCUCCGAAUGUCAAGAUUAUCUAGAGUUCAGAGACGUCAGUUCUUGUGUCAACUACAUUCCCCCUCAACCAGCUGGUGCACAUGGGGACCCGCAUAUUAAAACCUUGGAUGGAAAAAGCUACGACUUCAAUGGUCUUGGGGAAUUUCAGUUCAUGAUAUCUAAGACUGCAUCAUUUGAGAGCCAGAUUCGAUUUGAACAAGUCACGGACAGCACAGGUAACAAUGUCUAUGCCAGCGUCUGCACUUCAUUCGUCUCCCAGGUGACGCAUUCAACGGACAAAGUAGAGGUUCGUCUGAAUUCCAUUCGAAUGGCAGACGUACUUGUCAACGGAAUAAUUCAGGACUUUAGUGACGUCUCCUGGCUUCGAUACAGAGGUGUAUCGGUGCUCAGUUUGCCCAACCUCUCUGGAACCUCCACGGGUAGAGACAUCAUCGUAAUGUUUGAUACUUUGGGCGUCUCAUUUAGGAUUCUGGCCAGUCAGAAAAUGCUUAACGUUAUCACAGUCAUUGGGAACAACAUUUUGAAAGGUACCCUCAGCGGUCUUGUCGGAAACUUUGAUGGAGAUCCAGCUAACGACUUGCGUUUGCCAUCUGAUGCAACAGAAGAAGCAAUUUUCCACGUCAUUAAUGAAUCAUGGAGGAUCACAAACAGGAACUCAUUGUUCACCUACCCUAACGGGAAAACGUACUCAGAUUAUAACAGUGAACGGCAAGUGGACUUCCGCCCGGUGUUUUCGUCAUCCGUCACUAGUCCAGUUACAACAGAAGCUAGAGAACUAUGUGGUAGCAACACAGAUUGUUUGUUUGACUUGCACGUGACUGGGUCCCGGGACAUCGCUCAGAGCACUCGUCAAUUCACUUAUCAACUACAGCAAGCAGCGGACGCUGCGAGACCAGUCCAAUCCUGUCCUGUGCUUCCGUCGAAAGACGGAGGUGUGUGGUAUACCAAUAACACUCUAGAGAAUGCAACAGCUAACUUUCUGUGCGGCAUGGGCUAUCGAAUCAGUGGUUCAUGUCCACCGACGACUUGUAAGAAUGGAACAUGGAGCAAUUUUAGACAUUGUUCUUGUAUAAAGAUUCUUACGUCGCCGCCAACUUCAACACGUCGAACGACUUUCACCUCUAUACCACAAUCGCGCACUCCUCCAAGUCUCACACCAGCGCCAACAUCACAGUCAACACGUUUUCCUAUGUCUAUUGGUCAUCAAAUGACAUCAAUCGCAACACGGAUCUCCACGUUGGAGCCAUCGUCAGCAGGUCAAACGGCUGUUUCCUCUACACCACAAUCGCAAGAACAUCAACCACGAACGCCCCCGCCAACUUCGCAAUCAACACGCACAGUAGCAUAUGUCGCUCAUCAAACAACACCAGUUCCAACGAAGGACAACUAUAAUUUUCUCAAGUUUAUAUCUAACAAGGCUCACGUGUGGUUCAUCAAUGGGGUAGGAGUAGUUUUCAUCAUCUUCAUCAUACUCAUUGGGUCUUUUGUGACAUGUAAAAUCAGAUCACGUGAGAAGUAUGUAGGAAACGACAGUGAAAAUCCACACUCCUCUGGACGCUCUUCUCGUUAUCAGAAAUACAAUAGGGGAUCCCAAAUGAAUUCCGGGAGGACACAUACAGAUGCAAGUGCUGAACUAUCAGAAGUUUCUGAAGGCAGUAAACAAAGUCUGCCUGGUUGUGACAACUAUGGAUACUCGGAAUCCGGUCCUUGAUAUGUAAAGAAUUCACCAAUGUAUAGAACUCACCGACAGAACUAUAGCCCGGAGGUGCUGGAACGGCAAACUUCAUCAAGUGUUCAGUAAACAAGAUCAUAUUCUCAAUGAUAUCCUGUAGAUUUCUUGAGAUAUAAAUCUUCUAGUAUUUAAAAUCAUGAAAGGAGCGUUUUACUUGCAAUUUCUACCGAGUUCCAUGUUUUAAAAGUUACGAGUAUAACAAGGGAAUCUUAAACAUUGAGCACAAAAGGGCUUCACCUUUUGCGAUAAAGUGAUGUGAAUUUCUAA
Molecule: messenger RNA, 5998 nt
Organism: Ostrea edulis (European flat oyster)
Lineage: Eukaryota; Metazoa; Mollusca; Bivalvia; Ostreida; Ostreidae
Product: protein mesh-like
Exons: 16
Coding region: 2174-5710 (1178 amino acids)
Biological process (GO): cell-matrix adhesion
Source: RefSeq, a predicted model, not a curated record